Molecule: messenger RNA, 4954 nt
Organism: Orbicella faveolata
Lineage: Eukaryota; Metazoa; Cnidaria; Anthozoa; Scleractinia; Merulinidae
Biological process (GO): negative regulation of translation
Cellular component (GO): cytoplasm; nucleus
Molecular function (GO): mRNA binding
Source: RefSeq, a predicted model, not a curated record
CUAGCCAUUGCUCGUAACCGAAUUCGAGAAAUAGCUGAACCGUUUCUUUACAACAAGUCCCCUAGUCGGUCACGGCAGCGCAAAAGAGACCUCUCUUCGGUGCGGGCGGCAGAAGGGGAAAGAAAAUCGCGCGCUUUCUUUGUCCCCUUUCUACCGCCCCCCUCCUCUCCUCUAGGGAACCUCUUCAGGUGGAGAGGCGGGGGGGUUAGAGUAGCGAACACGAGCACUUCUACUGUUGUGAAACGCAAAUGGCCACCAUUUUGAACUGAAUUGCUGUCAUUUCUCCCUGGAAAGGAUUUGCCCGAUGGCAGUUCGCCCGGACUGGGAUUGGGAGUAACGCAUUUCUGCCAGUUCUCCUGUAUUAUCUUGGGAGUCUCCCAGAUACCAGUCUACCUGUCCUCCGUUCAGGGCCACAAAGUCUCCUGGAUUGAACUGGAUUACGAAACUGGCAGUAGACAAUAUAUCACCCAUUUUGCCUUCUUGUUUCAUUUCGUAAAAUAAUGCUGGCGCUCACAUUCUUAGCUUGGACUACUUGUAGCCUGCGUAGGAAGCGUUCUCGUACGAGGCGAACGAAAUUCGGUCCGCGCGAAGGAGUCUUUCGCAUUCGGGCCGCGCGAAACAUCUCCCAUUUUGCGCGCGGCCCGAAUUUCGUUCGCCUCGUACGGGAACGCUUGCUAGGCAGGCUAGGGCUACUUGUGGUUAAGGUUUGAGACAUUACAAAGACUCGUCAAAACUUUUCACUCGAAAUUUUUCAUGACUUUAGAAUUUUUUAACGUACCAAAGUUUGCAGAAAUAAAACCCCUUUCAAAUUGUAAAAUUCACGUUCAUUUUCGCUACCAUGCCCACGAGCAACUAACCCCUCCCCUGAAGAAGCGGAAAUGCUCUUCUUUAAAGUGAGGCAUCAUAAAUACGCAAGCGCGACUUUGUGCGAUUUCCUUUCCUGAUUUUCAAAAUGGACGUUGACUGUGUAUGCGAGGAGUAUUAGAGAUCAUUCUUAAUUUCGUGGGGUUUGGUAAUGAAAGCUGCUUUUUUUGAGGUUAAAUUCUCGAAGGAAUUAACCUCUUUUCAAGGGAGUUCCUGCUCAAAAUACGACAACUUUCAACGCUGAGUUUUCAGAUGGAGGUUGCCGAGUUGUCAGCAGAAGACGAUGUCGUUACAAAAGAUAGGUUAUCUGGUCAAGGAACAACUACUCAGCCAAACGAAGGCUAUGCUAUCUCAAUGAAAAAAGGAGAGGAAACAGAUAAAAAUAGGCCACGUGUUACAUACUCGAAGGAGGACUUACUCAAUUUGAGAGAGUCUCCAGCAUCGAAACUUUGGCCAUCAAUUCUUUCCGAGGAGCAUGUCAGGCAUGGUGUGUGGGAUCCUGAGAUAUGGCAUCAGUCCUUCUCUGGAGGAAAAAGAUGUGCAUCACCUGGGGAGGAACUCAAAAAACAACUUGUGAUUGAGGAUGGCAUAGUACUGAGCCCUCAGCGUCAAAGCUUUGUACAAGGCUGUCAAAUUCCCCAAAGUGCUCCUGAAAGAAACAUCCAACAGGACAGACUUAAGACUGGCUUAAGCAGAACAACUGAUCGCGAGCGGGAGGGAAGAAGCCGGCUCACUGGAAGAGUGGGUAGAGGAAAAGCCUUAGACUUUAAAGAACGUACACCUUUACAAGAAAGGAACAAGGACCCUGAGGAUCUAUCAGGGACAUACACAGGACCAAAAGAGAGGGAAAGGGAGGAGAGAGGUAACAGAGACAGAACUGAACGAGGAUAUGGCAAAGACAAAGACAGAGGAAAUAGAGAGAGGGACAAGGAGCGAAAAAGAAGCAGGGAAGAAUCUACACGAGGGAGAAACAUUCAAGUCAGAAAGAAGCAAGGUAAAGAAACUCAAAAUGAAGAGCCAGAAUGGUUCACAUUUGGUCCUUCAAGUCAGUUUGAAACCAUGGAGCUUAAGGGAUUUGAUGAAGAUGAAGUUAUUAAAAGAGACCGUGAGAGACGCAAGUCUGCUUCUGAUGAGAUCAAAGCAAUUUUGUCAGUGGGGCAGAAAGGCCCUUCUAAUGGUGAACUGAACAGUUCAUCACCAGUCGCAGACAGUAGCCUAUCCCAAGAUGCUGCUGGUGACAAGAAAACCAAUACUGAUGAUUGCACUAGCACAACUGCUCCUGACGACAUUAAACAAAAAGCCAAACCUUUUGACAUCAAUGACUUUUUCCUGAGUGACACUUUGCUCCCUUUCACAGGAGGGGUGGACCAAACCAGUAGUCGAUUUUGCCAGUUUUUUGGUCAACCAGGAAGUAACUACAGCAGUAGUAGAAGUGGAAGUACAGGUUUCUCAAGUGGAGGUGCCAACACGCCUCGUACACCAUCACCAGGACCAAAUUACUUAUUCACCCCUAUUGCGCCUUCAGUGGAUGACGGUAUUAAGUCCCACAGUCUAGCAGAUAUGCUGCAGAAAUCUCAGAUCAGUGUGCAACCGUUGUUGGACGAAGUCAUGUCAGCAGGCAAGGAAAGCAGCAAAGUAAAGGGUUCAGUUCGUUUGGAAGACAUUGAAGCUGAUGUAACUCAAGAUGUUGAGAGCUCUUCCAAGAAAGAAAUCCCUGAUUUGGAGCAGAACAAAGAAAACAUCAGUAGAGGUAUUGAAAUACCCAAACCAAAUGAAGAAAUGGUUGCAUUUAAUAUGCUUGUGGAGAAGAUGAAGUCAUCGGGCACCUUACCAGAGAAACCUCAACCUACAAUAACUGGCUUACCCACCCGCUUGCUGCCAAGGCCACCCUCCCCCAAGCGCAGAACUCCGAGGAACACUCCAUCUCCCCUGCGGGAUCUGAGGAGGUCGCCAUCACCCACUGAAUUGCUGAGGCAGAUGACCAUGCAGGCACCGUUGUCUGAUCACAGACCCCCGUCACCAGCACAGGUUGUACCACAGUUGAAUAGACCUCCAUCUCCACUGGAGGUGUUCCACAAGUACAAUUCCAUAGCAACACCUCCUCACGAUCUGUUUGCGUCUCCUUUGCUUCGUCGAUCACCCUCUCCACUUGCAAUGCUGGCACACCAGAGGCAGAGCCCACCUCUUGGGUUUGGCAGUGUCAACAUGCAUAGAAUACCACCACAAGUCACCUCUCUGUACCACACAGGACCUCGACCCAGCAUGCCGUACAGAGGAGGUCAGCAGCCAGCCCUGAGGAAACCACAAGACAAGUACACUAAGUCCGGUGGAGCUUCUGAACCGCGGAGCCAGCCAGCAGUGCAACCAAAACCUGUAUCAGCAGGUCAGGCCAAUUCUCCUCACAUACCAGACCGGUCAUUUAUGCCGACAUCCGUCAUGAGAAAGAUUCACCAAGAUCAGAAGACACCAAAACCCAACUUUGAAGACCAGUCUAAAGCAAGUCUUGCAGCUGAAGGUGACAAUGUAGCUAGUAGGAGAGGUGUGUCUGAAUUACAGCCAUUUGACAGUGCUCAUUCGAAAGCCAGUUCACAGUCUGGCAGUGGAGAUGAUCUAGUCAAAGUAGGGCUAUUUCAAAGUUAUACAGGCGAACGUCACACACCAACUCAUGGUACUGCUGCUAAAGGAGAUCAUAUGCUUUCUCCAAAAUCCAUGGUGUCUAGUGAUACGCAGCUGUCACAGACCUGCUCGCUAGUUUUACAGAAGCCUACUGCUUUCAAACCUCUACCUGGCUCACCUCAAUUGCCAUUCUCUAGUCUUAAGGGUGGCAUUCACUCCGAACCUGCCUCUCCUCUGCAUUCUUUUAACCAGAAGGAAGGAUCUCCUUUGAGACCGCCAAAACCACUACCUCACUCGGCCCCGUGCACCCCUCAACGCCAUCCCUUCAUUGACAAGGCAGCUCUGCUCUCACCGCAGCAGUUGGCAUCGAAAGGAUUAAUGACCAGAGAUGAUAGCAACAAACCACCUCUGAGGUUAUUUGGGAACAGCAGCACUUCAUUGGAAAGCCAGGCCAAAGGUAGUCGCAACGGCAUCACCCGAGUUGUGGCGGCUAAUGAAGGUAGGCCCUUGUCUCAUUCAUAUGAACAGCAGCCACAUGUUACUUCAGACAAGUCGUCUGUCUAUGAAGAUGCCUAUCACACAAAGAGAAGCGAAAACUUGUCGGGCGGUCACCCAGUGUCUCACCACAAUCCAAAUAACGUGCAUGGCAUUCAAAGGAUAAGCAGCUCCGAAGCUCUUCACGAGAAUUUACCUCUGAACCACCCACACAGAAUGCACGGAGGUGACACCAGGCCAACGCCGGUGCAUCACGUGCCAAGAUCAUUCCAUGGAUCACACGGUCCACGGCCUGGUCCACAUGUCACAAAUGGACGCUUGUCACCAUCAGGCAUGCCAGCCAUGCACGGGGGGCAUCCAGGGCGCACGCCGUUCAACUCGCCCAUGCCAGGCAUGGCAGUGCCACCCAGGUCUGCCAUUCAUCCGGCAAUUAUUCCACCGCGGCUCCAUGCAGCUUAUCUCAGAAUGAUGUCUUCAGCAGCUGGCACGCCCAUGGGAAUGCCUUCUUCUGGAAUGAGCCCAAUGUCCAUGAGGAUGCCUCCACACUCAGCUGGAAGGUACCCCAUGAUUCCUGGACACCAUCCUGCUGCUGCCGCCGCCAUGAUGUACGGGGGUCGUCCGUCAUCCGGCUAUCCACCUGUAAACCCUGCGGCCAUGAUGGCACCUCGUUCCCCUCACAUGUCCCAUCAGACGGGGCUUCAGCAGGUCCAUGGAAGACGAGUUCCAAGUCCGGUGAUGAACUUUCCGCCACAAAGCCAUUCUCCAGGAGGUGUCGGCAGCGGUAAUAUCUUGUCCAAAUGGUUCAGCGAAGACGUUCUACAACAGGCUACUCCAGCACAACGUCACAACUCACCUGACGUCACAAGGAAAGUGGUGUCUGUAGAAGAACUAGAGCGACAGCAAGCUGCAGCCAUAAAUUGACUCAAGACCGUGAAAAGCUCACUUGCCAAGGGGAAUUUGUAUUUAGUGCGUUGUUUGA